This is a messenger RNA of Dioscorea cayenensis subsp. rotundata (Guinea yam), 1649 nucleotides long. RefSeq names its product ribosomal RNA-processing protein 7 homolog A. Gene Ontology annotation, biological process: rRNA processing; ribosomal small subunit assembly. NCBI's taxonomy places the organism in Eukaryota, Viridiplantae, Streptophyta, Magnoliopsida, Dioscoreales, Dioscoreaceae. Gene Ontology annotation, cellular component: UTP-C complex; CURI complex. The record is from RefSeq and is a predicted model, not a curated record. The transcript has 10 exons. The coding region runs from base 617 to 1294 and encodes 225 amino acids.
CUCUUCUUCAAUCGAACCCCUAAAACCCUAAUGCCAAUGUCUCUUUUAUAUCCUUCACUGGAGGAGCUGGAGAGGUGGAAAGGAGAAGCGGGAAGGGAUUUUGAUUCUCAAAUUUAGUUGGAGUUGGAGAUCAACAUUAAGUUUCUUCUUUGCCUGCACCAUACGGAAGUCACAUUUGAGAAGGAUUUUAUGAUUUUGUAAUGGACAAGAAGCCUAGAAAAGAAGUAAGUAAGAAAGCCGCAAAGCUUAAAUUGAAAAGGAGAAAGCUAAUAAAUGAAGCUGACCCUGAUAAAUCUACUGAAGUCAGCGAAAGGCCUCUCAAAGAACGACCAUGGAUCUAUAGAAGACAUGAAGUCUAGAAAAAAAGUAAGCAAGAAAGCAGCAAAGCUUAAAUUGAAAAAGAGAAAGUUAAUAAAUGAAGCUGGGCUCUAUAAAUCUACUAAAGUCAAUGAAGGCUUCUCAGGGAAUAACAACCAAGGAAUUAUAGACGGAGACAAGCCAACUAGCCAAGAACCUGGGGACAGAAAAGGCAUGUUAUCAUCAAGGAAAAAACAAAGAAGAGACGAGGCAAACAAAACUGAUAAAACUGCUGGCGAAUUUCCUCACAAGUGCACAGAUGCAUUGGCUGGAAACAAAUACUCCUGGAGCAACAAGCAGUAUUUAUGUGAAAGAACCUAACGCCUCCAACGUGAAGAUUGAGCCUGGCACUUCUCCAAGAAUCAAGAAAGCAAAAAAAGGCAAGAAACACAUGACUAGGAUGGAAAGAGAAGUUACAAAAAAUGAGGAAAAACAUUUAUUGAUGCCAAAAAUAAAAUUAGAAGAAAACAUCAAUGAAAUUGAUGAUGCAAUGGUUGAUCAAAUCUCUGCAGUGGAUGAAGACUGUUCACGAGGAAUGAAAAAAUGGCUUAUUGAACACAAACAAAGAAGACCUGGACUGAAGAUUUUGCAACAAAGAAUUGAUGAAUUCAUAAUUGCUCAUGAAGAGGAGCAGGAACAGGCAAGGAAGGAGCAAGAAGCACGUGCCGCAGAGGGAGGAUGGACUGUGGUGGUGCACCAUAAAGGUAGAAAAAAGACUACUGAGGCUGAAACCGGAGUCACUGUUGGUUCUGUUGCCCAAGCUGCUGUGAUGGACAAAAUGGCUAAAAAGAAAGCACAAGAACCUGUUUCAAAUUUUUACAGGUUUCAGCGAAGGGAAGCCCAGAGGAAUGAGGUGAUGAUGCUCCAAAGCAAAUUUGAGCAGGACAGAAAACGGAUACAACAGCUGAGAGCUGCGAGGAAGUUCAGGCCCUACUAAUCUAGUGAAUCUUUCUCCGAGUUAUUUCCCAUUGGUUUGUCGGAAUGAUGAUGAUUUAUUCUCUAUUCAUAGCCGGAGAAUUCGAAUUCACCGAGAUUUAACUUGAGGGGCUUAUAUAUGUUUGACCUUCAGAAUUUUAUCUUCUUGCAACAAUGGUGGAAAAAGAGAAUUUUGGAGAAAAGGUUCUUUUGGAUUCACACUUUUGAUCAGUAAAAACUAAAUACAAAAUAACUUUAUUUUCAGUGUCAUUUGUAGGAGGAUUAGUAGAAUGCACCAUGGCUUCAGAUGUAUUGAACUUAGAUGUGCGGUUCCAACUUAUUGCAUGCAAUUGAUCAGUGUUUGUUUGAUUAUAUCA